Messenger RNA from Diospyros lotus (date-plum), 1638 nucleotides. RefSeq names its product pumilio homolog 12-like. The transcript has 6 exons. The coding region runs from base 1 to 1461 and encodes 486 amino acids. Gene Ontology annotation, cellular component: cytoplasm. NCBI's taxonomy places the organism in Eukaryota, Viridiplantae, Streptophyta, Magnoliopsida, Ericales, Ebenaceae. Gene Ontology annotation, biological process: post-transcriptional regulation of gene expression. Gene Ontology annotation, molecular function: mRNA binding. The record is from RefSeq and is a predicted model, not a curated record.
AUGGAAAAUUCUUCAACGUCUGCAAGUGCAAGCUUGGAAGCUACCCAUGUCGAAUCUUCUGGCGAUUGCACUCGUCUUUUGGAGUCUUUGAGAAAUCUUGGCUUCGGCGAGAGUGAGUUAGGGCGCAGCAACCACGGCUCAACUUCCCCAUCCCCAUUCCAGUGGUGGAGAUAUAUUAAUGAUAAUAAUAAUAAUAAUAAUACAUCUCUUUCGAUUGCUUUGGCGGCGAAGGAAGCGAGGUCCUCCUCCUCAAUUCACCCAAUUCCUCCAGUUCAACCAUCUCCAAUCAAUGCUACAGAGACCUCAACGGCCUCAACGAGUCUCGUGAAUCAUUAUAAUUUAGCUCAUGGACGAACAAACAUGCUGCUUGGUGCAGCACUAGUGAAUAAUCAUCAUCAGAUUCCUAGCCAUAUGGGCCAGGAUUAUUAUUCGACCAAUUAUCAAGAAGGGCAGGAGGAGAGAAUACCGAGCACCAUGCAGGGACAAAGCAAUUUGGUUUGGUUGGCUAAGACUGAAAAGGGUUCCAAAUACUUGCAGGCUCUUCUGCUGGAGAAUGACCCUGAGAUUACAAGAAUGGUGCUUAAGAGGGUUUUUGAGCAUAUGGUGGACUUGAUGAGUGACCAACAUGGGCAAUAUCUAUUUCAGACUCUGCUUGGUAUCUGUGACAUCGCUCAGUUGGAUCUGAUUGUGAGAAAAGUAACUUCUCAGAGCCCAUUGCUCGUCCGAGCAGCAACUACUAAAUAUGGGUCAAUUUCAAUUCAGAAGCUUAUCAGACGGCUCAAGAAGAUGGACUUGGUGGAGUGCGUUACAUCAGUUCUCUAUGCCAACUUUUUCCAAUUGAUGACUGAUAGAAUAGGUAGGAUGGCGAUUAAAGAGUGCGCGGAAUACCUGGACAGUAGGCAAAAUGAGGUACUAUACGAGGCAGUUAUAUGGAAUGUUAUAGAAUUAGCCACAGAUCCAGUGGGAUGUAUAUCCCUAAAUGAUUGCAUCGAAUGCAUGAUAGGUUCACAACGAGAACGCCUUCUAGCUCGUAUUUCAGAUGAAUCAGUUCGCCUUUCACGGCAUCCUUCUGGGAACUUUGUGGUGCAAAACGUAUUGAAACUUGAGGUGCCGUCCAUAAAUGAAAAGAUCUGUAAGCGGCUGAGGGGCAACUAUGCAAGGCUUUCGCAAGUUAAAUCUGGGAGCCAUCUUGUAGAGAAAUGCUUGAGGUGCAGCUGGGGAAUGGACUCUUUCGUCCAAGAGAUGAAGAGCGAAAAGGGGGCCCUUCAAAAGCUCGCUCGGGAUAAGUUUGGCAACUAUGUGGUUCAGAGAGCCCUAGAGCUUUCCAAGGAGCAUUUUACAAGUCACCAUGAGUAUCUCUUGACGGCCCUUGGACCAUGUUUGUCGAGCCUUCAGCAAUCUACCUACGGAAAACAUGUGUUCUGUAAAAUCACUCAAGAUGGAGCUGCAAAGCUACUGUAGCAAAUCCAUGUGUUGUCAGAUGAAGAAGAACGAGUAGGCGCGCGCGCAUGAGCCGUCAUUAGUUCUUAAUUUGUUUACGCUUACUGUAGUGCUAUAAUUAAUUGUUAAUCGUCUGCUUGAGGUGAAUAUAUUAUAUAUAUAUAUAGGUGGUAAUGGUAUGUAUCAUUCAUAUAUAUA